This is a messenger RNA of Owenia fusiformis, 2416 nucleotides long. NCBI's taxonomy places the organism in Eukaryota, Metazoa, Annelida, Polychaeta, Sabellida, Oweniidae. The record is from the annotation of a GenBank genome assembly.
GAGAUAUCAGGCUGUUGUGUCGAUCCAAUUGAUUAUUACAUUACUUGUUUUAUAAAUGCAGACACAUUAAUCAAAAAGAUUAUUAAAUUGAGGGAUGGGGUCAGUUGUUUAAAACUGGAAUAAACUGCAAAAGAAAAAUAAUUAAAUAUAUUGUCAAAACAAAAAAUUGGAAGAACUGUCAGGGCAAAGAUAUAUUGUCAAGACUGUAAAGACAAAAUGAUGGAAUAAACUCUCAAAAAAAGAAUUGAAUAAACUGUCAAGACAAAGAAGAAGAAUAGAGAGUUGAGGUAAAAAUGGAAGAAAAUAAAAAUCAGGACAACAAGAAUGGCUUCAAAAUGAGCAGAAUAGAACCGAGAGUUUCUAUUUGUAUCUGUAUAUCCUUACUAUUCCUAUGUGGAUUUAUUUUCAUGACAUAUCAAAAUCAAACCUUCCAAAAUUCAUUUGAAAAUUUAAAUGAAAAUGGACAGUAUUUUGAUCUGAAGCCUUUAAUGAAACCAAUGAAUAAAGAACAAUCUAAAACACUGAUAGGUCUCAGUGUAAAACAAAAAAAGCCUGUAGUGAAUCAGGAAAAGUCCAACAAGCCUCAAAAGCAUCAAAACAUCGCAACAAAUGAAUAUUUAACAAAACGACCUAAAUAUAUGGAGGGAGAUGUACCUGUUGGGAAAGUGGAGAAGCUACCAGGGGUUAUCCUUAUUGGCAUUCAGAAGUGUGGAACAGCAGCCCUUAAAUCUUACUUAAGAAUUCAUCCAAGCAUGAUAAGUGGCAAAAAACAUGAGACUCAUUUCUUUGACAGACAAAUCAAUCACAAUCAGCCAUUUGAAGAAGAAAUGAAAAUAUAUAUGGAAGAGUUUCCCAAAGUGUUACCAAAUAAAACUGUCUUUGAGAAAACCCCUGCAUACUUUGACUUAGCGGACCCCUAUGACCUCUACAGAAUGAACUCUACAUUGAAGCUGAUCUUACUGGUUUGUGACCCUGUAAGGAGAGUGAUAUCAGCUUAUAUGCACAAUAAAGCACAUGGAAGGUAUGCAAAAGAUAAAUCAUAUGAAGAUUACAUAUUUGACAAAGAUGGACGAGUUAAUACAACAGCGCAGGUUAUCAUCAGAAGUAGGUAUGACAAAUCACUAGAAAGAUACUUAAAAUAUUUCCCUAUAAAUCAAUUUUUAAUAAUUGAUAACAAAUUCUUACUGAAUCAGCCUACUUUAGCCAUGCAAGACAUUGAGAAGUUCCUAGGUUUAAAUAAAUUUUAUACCAAAGAGACAUUUUAUUUCAAUGAGACUAUUGGCUUCCAUUGUAUUAACCCUUCCAUUCAGCCAGUUAAUGGGGGAUGUAUGAAGGGUAAUAAACACAGAGUUCAUCCUAAUGUUAGUGAAGAAAAUGUAUUAAAACUCCAACAGUUCUUUCAACCAAUCAAUGACAAGUUUAUGAAACUCGCAGGUACAAGUAUGCCAUCAUUAAAGUAUUUCAAAUAAAGCACAAAAAUCUAUCAGGUGUAAAAUGGAGUAUGGAAAAAAUUAGAUUCAAAGAUUGUUCAUCAGCUCUGGCAUUCAAUAUAGGGCCUAAUGAUAAAAUCUGGCCCAAUAAAUGGAGUUUUGAUGAUUUUUCCUCAUAAAACAUGUUGUAGUGUCAUAGUAUCACUCCAUUAUGUUGGAUCUACAAGAGGUAUGAGGCCACAUACAUAAUGAACAUCAGUUUGGAAUCUAAACACUGAACCAACCUGACAUGGCCCAUUUCUAGGCCAUUUAGAAUAUGAAGUCAAAGGACACUUAGAAUAAUCACUUCAAGUAUGAUGUCAAAGGACACUUCCAUUGCCUCUCAAAAGCGAUGUCAAAGAACACUUGGAAUCCCUCUGAAAUAUGGUGUUGAAGUUGAAAUACCACACUUGAAAGUGUGCAAGUGCUUUCAAAAGAUCGCUGUUGAACCUCGAAGGCCAUGUUUAGACUGAAGAUUGAAAGUUUAACCUUAAAAUGAGGUACAUACUGUAUACAUAAUUUCAAGCAUGCUGAUUGAACAUUUUAGACCUAUAACCAAUAUGGGCCAAAAUGUGAUUUUUUGACAGGAAAAGUGAUGGCAAUCAUUUGCCAAAACUUUUAGACAUUAUUGGUUACCUGCAACCAAUUGAUGCAAUACUUAAAGAUUCAUAAAGCAAAAAGUGGAUAUUUCGAAAAUAAAGUGUUGGCCACAUUAAAUCUUCGCUAUCUAUUUUGUUGAAACUUGUAGGCAUUAUUGUUAACCUAUCAAAUAUAUGCCUGUACUAUUUUAAGAGAAUUAGAAUUCUCAUGGACUAAUGACCAAAAAGCUGAAUUUUCGGGAUAUUUCAAAAAUAAAUGAUGGCCAUGUUGAAUCUUUGCAACAUAUUUUGCCAAAAAUUGUAGGCAGAAAUCAGCGUACUAACUGUGGUAAAAAAUGGUUUGACAAG